AUGAUGAGUUCAAAGGUGAAAAACAGGGUUGGAGGCCAGAAAGAUGGCACUAAUGUUUUCACACCAAAGUUUAGGAUAAGCCAUGGAAAGAUGAAGAUCACGAAAGAGAGAACGAAACCAAGAGAUGGCAACAUCAGUAUAUGCCAAUUGUCGGUACUCAACUUCAGUGCUAGAACGAGAUACACCACCUUGUUUCUUGGAACUUCAAGCAACCAAAUUGGAUCCAAUAUAAACACAAUAACCACCGACAAAGCAACGGUCAUCCUGGUCACUAGCAUAAUCAACGUAUGA
Molecule: messenger RNA, 291 nt
Organism: Prunus armeniaca (apricot)
Lineage: Eukaryota; Viridiplantae; Streptophyta; Magnoliopsida; Rosales; Rosaceae
Source: the annotation of a GenBank genome assembly